Molecule: messenger RNA, 2943 nt
Organism: Eublepharis macularius
Lineage: Eukaryota; Metazoa; Chordata; Lepidosauria; Squamata; Eublepharidae
Gene: PSKH1
Product: protein serine kinase H1
Exons: 3
Coding region: 159-1427 (422 amino acids)
Biological process (GO): protein phosphorylation
Molecular function (GO): ATP binding; protein kinase activity
Source: RefSeq, a predicted model, not a curated record
CCGGGCCAGAACCCCGCUGGGGCCUGGGCUGGACCCGGCGCCCGUUCUGCCGCAGUCUGAGUUUCUUGGGAUGCUGUGACGUUUGGAGCUGUCCCAGACAUGUUGCUGCGGUGCUGCCCUGGGAGAACGCCUUGAUGGAUAAUUGACACCAUUCAGUGAUGGGCUGUGGGACUAGCAAGGUACUUCCUGAGCCCCCAAAGGAUGUUCACUUGGAUCUUGUUAAAAAAGUUGAGCCAUACUCUGGUUAUAAAAAUGACAUAUAUAAGCACUUCAUCAAAGAUGAUGGUGGCGACACCAUCAAAUCUGGCUUCAUUUCUCCUCCCCGUCAAACCAAUCCUUACACUGCCAGUGGCUGCUCUCCCACGUGUCUGGAGCAGCCAGAGCCCCGCAAGAACAGAGUUGCUAAAUAUCGUGCCAAAUUUGACCCUAGAGUGACAGCCAAGUACGACAUCAAAGCCCUGAUUGGCCGAGGCAGCUUCAGCCGUGUGGUGCGGGUGGAGCACAAGGCCACCAAGCAACCAUAUGCUAUCAAGAUGAUAGAGACCAAGUACCGGGAAGGGAGGGAAGUGUGUGAGUCGGAGCUGUGCGUAUUGCGCCGUGUGCGGCACACCAACAUCAUCCAGCUCAUCGAAGUGUUUGAGACUCAGGAGCGCGUCUACAUGGUGAUGGAAUUGGCUACAGGAGGGGAAUUGUUUGACCGAAUCAUUGCCAAAGGUUCCUUCACAGAGAGAGACGCUACCCGAGUGUUGCAGAUGGUAUUGGAUGGAGUUAAAUACUUACAUACGUUGGGUAUAACACACCGGGACUUAAAGCCAGAGAACUUGCUGUACUAUCACCCAGGAAUGGAUUCUAAAAUAAUGAUCACAGACUUUGGGCUAGCGAGUGCCCGGAAGAAGGGAGAUGACUGCCUAAUGAAGACCACCUGUGGGACGCCAGAGUAUAUUGCUCCAGAAAUCUUGGUCAGAAAGCCUUACACUAACUCGGUAGACAUGUGGGCCUUGGGUGUGAUCUCUUACAUCCUACUAAGUGGGACUAUGCCUUUCGAGGAUGACAACCGGACCCGUUUGUACCGACAAAUUCUGAAAGGAAAGUACAGUUACUCAGGGGAGCCAUGGCCAAGCGUGUCCAAUCUCGCUAAGGAUUUCAUUGACCGUCUGCUGACAGUGGAUCCUGGUGACCGAAUGACAGCUCUUCAGGCCUUAAAGCACCCCUGGGUGGUCAGCAUGGCUGCUUCCUCUUCCAUGAAGAACCUGCACCGUUCCAUCUCUCAGAACCUCCUCAAGAGGGCAUCAUCUCGUUGCCAAAGCACCAAAUCAGCCCAGUCCACCCGCUCCAGUCGCUCCACCAAAUCCAACAAGUCUCGGCGUGUGCGGGAACGGGAGCUACGGGAGCUGAACUUGCGCUACCAGCAGCAGUACAAUGGCUGACCAUUCCUCAGGAGGACUUGUUCAUUCUUUCCAUCGGGACGUGUUGUGCGCUGCAUCUGUUAAGCAAGAAGAAGCCCAGGCACCGGCUUCCCUCUUCCUUCUCUCAAGGAGCAGCCGCCAUGUCCAUGCUGCCGCCUAUAAGGAGGUGGUACUUUCUGGACACUGCAGUACCCUCACUACUGCCAAGGUGAAAUCCACCUCACCCCGGUAGUGUCAGCCACAGAGUCUUCCCCCUAGAAGGGACAAGUAGAAAUGUCUGUUUCUUGGCCAGGCCUUGGAAGAAGUCCAGAGUUCAUCGCCAGAAAUCCUGGAGCCAAUAAAGAGGAGAGAGCCCUCCCUCGACUAAGGAUUCUUGCUGCUUCUUACUAUUUAUUGAUUCCAAGUGGUUAAAAACCAAUUUUUGUCACCAGUGGGGUCCGGUGGAUUGCUGGCAUAGGCUCUUGACUCAAGUCAGGGUCCAAAGAGUUCCCUGUGUAUGGGGGCUCAAGAUGUUUCUGUGAGAGCUCAGAGAUUGUCUGUUUCGUUUCCUUCUAGCUACAGCCACUCACACUGCAUUGAAUGCAUUCCAGAAGUUGCCAUAAUGUUAGAAGUGUGUAUUUUGGGGGUGGGGAGUGCACAGCAUAAUGUCGGGAGCUGAAAGUCUAGAUACAUUGGAACCAUUUGUGCACAGGUGUUUUGGGUCUAGCCUUGUUUUAAACACCCUUGCUCCAAACGCCCUUGCUCUAGUGCCAAACCCCUGCUUUCCAUCCACCUAAAGGUAAAAUGGGGAAAGUCCAAGACAGUGCUGCUGUUUUCACUCUGACAUAUCAUAGACCAGAGAAAAGGAUGUGCUUUAACCACACUAGCCUUAAUUGGAUGGAAGGCAGUGUGGUUUGUCCCUACCUCUUCCCUCUCCUGCGUUCUGCAGCAUUAUGUUGAUCUCUUUUGUUUCUUUCCAUUUAACGCUGGGAUGAAUGUGCAGCAGAAUGCAGUCAUAGCUCCGGGUCUGACUCAGCCGAAGCCCAGUGUGUGACUCAGUUGCAGCAUUGCAAGUGGCCGAAGGAAAUGCCAGGCGGCUGUGUUUUUUACCUCUGGACAUCUCACACCCCCUCAGAAGGUCCCCCAUCACAGUGAAGGUACAUUCCUCCCAUUAAAGGCUUGGAUUGAAAGCAAGAGGGAGUGGACUGCGCACACUUGCUGUUACCAUCUCUGCAGUUGGCCUACAAGGGUGCUGACAGUGUGGUUUAGGAACCUGAUGGUUUGAAGAGCGCCCCCCCCCCCCAGCUAAUUCACACAACUACAUCCUUCCCUCCCCUGAAUUAUAACCCAAUUCCCCUUGGUUUUAACAUGCCACAGAGAAAGAGCAGGCCUGGCGGUUGAUGCCGGAAGUGCCUUUUGGACCAAGUAACAUGAAACAAUCCAAAUGGGUUCUAGUAAGGAAACUUUGCCACAUGACACAUCUCCAAAGGCACUAACCAGUUUUGCCUGGGUUUUUUUUUUAAACUAAGUUCCGUCCUCAGGCACAGGAGAUCUGUUA